This is a messenger RNA of Arabis nemorensis, 630 nucleotides long. The record is from the annotation of a GenBank genome assembly. NCBI's taxonomy places the organism in Eukaryota, Viridiplantae, Streptophyta, Magnoliopsida, Brassicales, Brassicaceae.
AUGGCGGCGAACGAUUCUUCUAAUGCUAUUGACAUCGACGGUAAUCUCGACUCCGAUUCGAACCUUCACACUGACGGUGACGAUGCGACCGAUAAUGGUUCCUCGAAGGCAUUGGCUAUUCCUGCUCCCGCCGUUUGUCUUUUCCGAUUCGCUGGAGAUGCUGCCGGCGGCGCCGUCAUGGGAUCUAUCUUCGGAUAUGGUUCAGGAUUGUUCAAGAAGAAAGGAUUUAAAGGAUCAUUUGCAGAUGCAGGGCAGUCUGCAAAGACUUUUGCUGUUCUAUCUGGAGUACACAGUUUGGUUGUUUGCCUUCUGAAGCAAAUACGUGGGAAAGAUGAUGCCAUUAAUGUUGGAGUUGCUGGCUGCUGCACUGGUCUUGCACUUAGUUUCCCCGGUGCUCCACAGGCUAUGCUACAGAGUUGUCUAACUUUUGGGGCUUUCUCUUUUAUCCUUGAGGGACUCAACAAAAGACAAACAGCUUUGGCUCACUCUGUCUCAUUGAGACACCAAAGCGGACAGUUUCAAGAUCGUUAUCGCCCUUUACCACUCUCUCUUGCUCUCCCAAUCCCUGAGGAAAUUAAAGGAGCCUUCUCUUCUUUCUGCAAGUCCUUAGCUAAACCCAAGAAGAUCUAA